Messenger RNA from [Torrubiella] hemipterigena, 3362 nucleotides. The record is from the annotation of a GenBank genome assembly. Lineage: Eukaryota; Fungi; Ascomycota; Sordariomycetes; Hypocreales; Clavicipitaceae.
GUUUUCUUCAGUGGGAACACCCGCUGCCACCACGGCCCAAGAAAGACGCUCAGCGCCUCUUUCGGCGCCAGCCUGUCUUCGCUGCAGCUUCCCGCCCACCCGCACCACUGCCGGCGGACCCUCCUGUACUUUUGCUUUCUCUGCAUCGCCCCAGCAUCUUUUCUUUGCCCGAUUCAUCAUCACUCUCCUCGUAUUCACUUGCUCCAGGAGGCUUUUCUUAAAACGCUCUUCUAAUUUUCUUUCUCUUUACGCAAGAUUAAGAAAUAGAAAAAAAAGACUCUUGUCUUUUGUCCCUUCCUUUCCCCGAAAGCACGAGUACAAGGACAGCACAAUUUCAUUGUCUUGUCCAGCCCGAUCGCAGGGUUCAACGUUUAAUUACAUUCCAGCCCAAUCAUCGCCUGUGGCUCAUUACCCUUAGAGAACCUGCAUCCUGACGCCUUUUAUCGACUCCUGCGUUCCGCAUACAUCGAUUACGAAAAAGAAUAAACGCUCUUGUGUAUCGGUCUAAUUUUAUGUCGCUUCCUGCUUUACGCCACCUCUCAGUUCCAGACAGCAGAUCUUGACCGCCCAAGCGACAUUCCAGGCGCUGACACUCGGCGCAUUUCGACCUCAACGACCUCGCCUCACCUACGAUUUGUUUGCGAAACGGCGCAUUCCCUGUGUAACACAACGUUAAAAUACCAUUUUUUUUUCUUCGCUUUGACCAUGCUGCGCGACUACCCAUCGUAUUCAAGUCCAACGAUUCACGAUACGUCCACUGAGGCGGCUAGGUACUAACUUGGUUACGUACAAACGCACAGCUGCACAACCGACAGUGUUCUUUAGAAACUGCGCAACAUGGCCAUUUGGCCAUUCCGCCGAAAAAGCGUGCGCAAGCGCAUGCGCAGCGCUACCGAAAGCGAUGCGAUACCUCCUAGAGGCCGACAGGACAGCGGACUCGCUCGCGCUGCUUCCAAAAAGAAGAAUUCUCAACCCGCCAAGCUGCAACGCCGCGCCCGCACCUACAGCUUUUCGCCUGGCCGUGAAGAUGCUAUCCUUGCUCAGCGAAUCGCAACAGGCAAGGCUCCAGCAAACAGCAACUCAGCGACACCCUUUGAACGGGUACCCACGUUAUAUCACAAACGAAGCGAUCUCCAGCCUGCUAGGCGCAAAAGCAGCAAACGCCGCAGGGAAGACCAUGAGCGAGAGGCAGAGAUUAAAGCUAUGAGCGCACAAAUGCCCCAGCUCCCGGUCGAAGAUAUCUGGCCCGCAGAACGACUCCGAAGAGAUUCUAUUAAACGGAGCAAAACCAACAAGUCAACAGCGAGCUGGCGCGACCAACCAUCCGAUGUGUCGCUUCCCAUGUCGUUCCACUCCGCCAAUGCUGCUAACUUGGACUCCACGGAAUACAAGGUUCCCUUUUUCAGCUCUCUUGCGCCGAGACCAACUCUACGAUAUACACCGUCGCAGAGACAGGCUUCGCGAAACCAGAGCGCCGUACGCUCACAGUCCUCUAGAAAGCCCGGAGCUAGCGAGACAAUCCAAGAAGAGCGCUUAGACGAAUCUAAGCGAAUGGAUGAUCUCGCGGAUGGCCUCGACUCAAGCGAUCUGAGAGAACUCAUGGAGCGUGACUAUAGACGACGUGAGCGACAACGCGUUAUAGACCAGGAAAAGCUGGAGCGAAGGCUUGCCCGGAAAGCAGAGCGCGCCAAGCAAGAAAUCCGUGAAGCAAGCGAAUCUGGUACCCCUCCCCCGCAAAACCAUGAGCGCGGGGUCUUGGGGCGAGAACUUGUUGGACUGGGUAUUGACCCUCCUUCUGCCGUAGUCACCUCAUCUCAGCAUCGCGACAGCCCAUCUCCAAACGCCAUGUCUAUUGUUGAGGACCAGACCGGAGGCAGAAGUUCACCUCUGGAAUCGUUUCAACCCGUCGAUGCGUCAGAAGAACCACGAGCGCCAGCAAACGAGCCUGUGGCAAUCGCGCAAGAGAUGGGAACCCCUCUACCGGAACUCCCUUCGAAGGCCGGCUUCCUUCGGUCAAAGAAAUCACGGUCAAAGUCUACGCUUGCGUCGGAUAAAGAUAAGAUUGGCAGUGGUGAUGACUAUGAUCCACCUCGAAAAGAAUCCAACGCAAGCACACACGGCACUCGACGCUCUUUCAGCUUCUUCCUGAAAUGGGGCAACCGCGGCAAGCGAAACUCUGGCGGUCCAUCAUCAUUCUCCAACACAUCCCGUGAAGAGAUGCAGUUUGCAGCCGCCCAGUCACAGAUAUCCAUUGCUCAAGCACAAGCGGAAGCAUUGGCAAAGCUUCAAGGCGAGGAUCUGCCCAGAGAAUCGACAAGCCUGCCGACCAUGGGAGCUAGCCCCUUUGUUAACAAACCGAGCAGCGGAAUGCCAAAGCGUACGAAAUCAAGGUUCCGUGAAGAUCUUCCCGACUUCCCGCUAUCGCCGCCUGACUCUCGCGUACAAUCUCCAGAGGCAGAUCCGCCACUGCCCAGCGUCGCUGAGGCUAAUAGCCCGGAGAUAAAAACGCAACCUAUCCCCAUUCCACAGCCUGGAGGCGCUUAUCCCAACCGUUCCAUUGAGAACAUAAUGCAUACUUCCAUGCCAAACCGAUUAUCGGGCACCAAUUCAUCUGACCCGCACAUGUCGAUUUCAUUAGCUUCGAUUGACUCUGAGGGCUCAUGGCUCUCUGGACGAGGUGGUAACCGCCGGUCUCAGGCUCUCCGCGAUAGCAUCGCCAGAGCCAACCGCCGUGAAGCUGGCCAAUCCAGCACGUCGCUAUCUAACAGCACGCGUGAAGACCUGGCUAUUACCGACGAUGAGUAUCUCUCGCGCGUCACCCCUACCCGCAGCGGACAAGAAAGAUUGUCUGGUGAGGGAGUCCCCAGCAGUGAUGACGAGCGAGUCUCAUCUGAAGGAGCUAAAUGGGGCACCGUUGGAGCGCAGCCCAAUGUGGUUAUUGGGGACCGCAACACCAUGCAUAGCCAUCACGGACUGCUCAACACCACCGACUCUGGAGAUGAUAGCGGAACAGACUCGCCCAUCUCACCGAGUGUAGUGGAAGCUGCCAGUCUAGAACGAGCCCACAGCGUCAACAUGGGUAAAGGCCACGCGCGUAACUUUAGCGCUGGCAGUGCCCGGCUCCUCGAUAUUACACCACGAGGAUCUGUCGACGGCAAGCGUCGAAGCGGCGGCGGCCUGAAGACUGUUGAAACAAAUGGUGAAGUGAAGCAGUAAAGGAAAUGACGAAAACGAUGACGAUUUAACGAAUGCUGAUGCCUAAACACAAAAACAAUUUGAAAAGGAAGAAACUCAAAAUUAUUCCCUAUGUCACUCAGCAAAAUACGGCAAAAACCACCAAAAAACAUGAAAAAACAUGAAAA